Messenger RNA from Pocillopora meandrina, 10380 nucleotides. The record is from the annotation of a GenBank genome assembly. NCBI's taxonomy places the organism in Eukaryota, Metazoa, Cnidaria, Anthozoa, Scleractinia, Pocilloporidae.
AUGUUACCGUCUUCGCUACACUUCGACUUUCGUCGAAUGGUAUAUAUUUUACCCUUGUUAUGGGUUGUUGUUUUGAGACUCAGUGUUGUCCAUGCUCAGAACGACUCGUCCAUAGUGUCGAACUCACUUUGUAUUCUACAAUGUCCUUCUGGACACCACUGCUUUAACAGUACCGUAGUAACUACGGCCAUAGAGUUGGGUCACAACGGCCAUAUUUGCACAACUGCGGGUGAAUGUUACGGAGAGAGUGACCCGUUAGGAUUUCUUCCCGGGCCAAGACAAAAACCUCAAACAGUUGUGUAUGGAGAUACUGUUGUCAUUAAACCAAAAGAGAUUGGGGUAAAUUUCCUCAAUGUGUCCAGAGACACCUUCCAUAACUGUGACUCAGGUGGACAACUUUUUCAAAAUUUUACUUCAUCUCAAUUCCAAAUUCCAUCAAAGUAUUUAACUCCACCAGGGAUCAAAUAUUUUAUUGCAAAAGAUGCUCUUUUUAGUUGCAGUUUUGGCGUUAGACUUGAGCUAUAUGUGCGCAGUCGUCAACAGCCAAACUGUACCAAUCCAGCCUUGCCAAACCUGGGUGUCUGCAGUGGAGUAGGUCUUUGUAGCAGUGCCAGUCAGACCUUUUUUACCCGUGAUUAUACAUGUGUUUGUUGUGAUGCAUACAAAGGGAGAUACUGCGAGGAACUUGACAGUUGUCACCCAAGUAGAAAUCCAUGUAAAAAUGGUGCAACAUGUACAGAUAUCAAAGAUGGCAUUGCUGAUAGUUUCAAUUGUACGUGUAUACCUGGAUACACGGGAACUUUCUGUGAAACAAAUAUUGAUGAAUGUAGCUCCAGUCCAUGUGUCAAUGGAUUCUGUGUGGAUUACAUCAAUGCUUACUCAUGCUUGUGUGACCCAGGAUUUAAUGGCCCAAACUGUCAUGUUGCCAUUCCAGACCUAUGUGCCAAUAACCCAUGCAAAAAUGGUGGAUCAUGUGAACGAUCUGGAACUAAACGUCAAAACUACACUUGUACUUGUCUCCCUGAUUUUACUGGACGAAACUGCACAGAAAAUGUCACUAGAUCAUCAAGUCUGUCAACCUCUACAAUGCUUUCUAAAACAAGUAUAUCGACAAUUGUGUUUCCUACUUCAUUUAUUGGGAAUUUUAGUUUUGUUAUGCAAAGUGUUUCCUCAUCUGUAGUUCAUGCCACAAGGUUGUCAUCUUCAGUUCCCAAGUCUUUGUCUCAAGGGAGCACAAUGAUUACUGGCACCUCAGUGGUGGGAACAUUGUCGCCAACAGGAUCCCAAAGGAUAUCAUCACUUCCAGGGUCAGUGAUUUCUAGCACUGAAUUAGAAAUAGCACCUUCACCUUCAAUUUCAUCAUUGACUUUUCCACAGUCAGUUUUGAGCACUGCAAUUAAUUCUUCAGUUGAAGGCAUAUCCACCUCAAAUGUAUAUGAAUCAUCUUUAGAAGCCUUCUCCACAUCUGUUGGAACUUUUUCACCAGCUGGCCCCUCCAUGCAGACUAGAAAUAACACUGUUAGUUCAGUUACCAAGUCCAAUGCAAUCAUGGAAAGUGUCGUAACUAAAUCAUCCUUGGCUCCAUCAUUGUACUUGACAUCAUCAUUGCACUUGACGUCAUCCAUGUAUGUGUCUGCAUCUAAUAUAGGACCUGUUUCAUCCUUUUCUUCAUCAUUACCAGCAUCACAAGCAGUUACACUAACCAUCGCACUUUCCAGGAGCACCUCAACGCUAUUAGGACCAGAUGCAUCUUUGUUGUCAUCAGUAUUGGCAUCAUCACAAGCAGUGACACCAACCAUUGCAAUUUCCAGGGGCACCUCAACACCAUCAGGACCAGAUGCAUCUUUAUCAUCAUCAUUAUUGGUAUCAUCACUAACAGUGAUGCCAACCAUUGCAAUUUCGAGGAGCACCUCAACACUAUUAGGACCAUAUGCAUCUUCGUCAUCAUCAUCAUUGGCAUCAUCACAAGCAGUGACACCAACCAUUGCACUUUCUAGAGAUACGUCAACACUGUUAGGACCAGUUGCAUCAUUUUCUUCAUCAUCAUCCUCAUCAUUACCAACGUCACUGGCAGUGACACCGACCAUUGCACUUUCCAGGAGCACCUCAACACCAUUAGAACCAGAUGUAUCUUUAUCGUCAUCAUUAUUGGCAUCAUCACUCGCAGUGACACCAACCAUUGCACUUUCUAGAGAUACCUCAACACUGUUAGGACCAGUUGCAUCAUUUUCUUCAUCAUCAUCCUCAUCAUUACCAACAUCACUGGCAGUGACACCGACCAUUGCACUUUCCAGGAGCACCUCAACACCAUUAGAACCAGAUGUAUCUUUAUUGUCAUCAUUAUUGGCAUCAUCACUAGUAGUGACACCAACUAUUGCACUUUCCAGGAGCACCUUGACACCAUUAGGACCAGAUGUAUCUUUAUCUUCAUCUUUCUUGGCAUCAUCACUAGCAGUGAUGCCAACCACUGUACUUUCCAGGAGCACCUCAACACUAUUAGGACCAGAUGCAUCUUUUUCUUCAUCAUCAUCUAUAUUAUUAUUGACAUCAUCACAAGCAGUGACACCAACUGUCAUAUUCUCUGAGAACACUUCAACAUCUUCAACUCCUUCUAUGGCAUCUCACUUUGAGGUAACGACACCUUUAGCUAUCACAACAGGCCUUCCAUCAAUGUCUACUGUCUCUUUCAGGUCAACCACUGCAAUAUCUUCGUCAAUGAGUACCUCAUUUGUUUCAUCAUCUGUGGUUCCAACAAUGCCACCCAUUCCAACCACUGUACCUCUGAUUAACCAGACAUGUGUUCAUAAUCCUUGUAACAAUGGAACAUGCUUUAGUGAGCCAUACUUACAGUUUGAGUUCCGCUGUGAAUGUUCUUAUCCGACAGUUGGACCUGUUUGUCGUGGUGUAGCUGGUGAGUAGUGAUCAAACUUUUUCUCAUCACUGUUUUGUUAAUGUGGUUUUUUGAAGAGUAAUUUAAACUCUAGACAAAGCUGACUAGCUCCAAGACUAUUUUAGUCAGUCAGGGAUGUUUGCAUUACCUUUUAGGUGUGGAAUCUACAUAUAUGCAGUGUAGUUUCUGUGGUAAAAACUGUGCACAAAAUUUAUCUAAAAGACACCACUUGCAAUAAAAUGUUUAUAAGUAUAAGCUUCAUUUUAAGCCAGCCUUGUCUUAAGCGGAUACUUGACCAAGUCCUAAGCAUUUUCCUUCUGCUUUUACUGUUUGAAAAUGAAAAAGAAUCAGUUGAAACCCCUAUUAGGUGGAUAUAGACACCAAAACUGAAGGCUUUUUCUCUUUACUCAAGAUGAAAUUUUCUUCAGCAGACAGCUGUUCUCUUUAACCUUUUAUAUGCAACUCAUAAGAUUUGAUUGUUUAAUAUUCUCCCCUCUAGUUUCUAGACCUCUCUUUGUGAGGUAGUUACAAGAAUUUAGUGUUAGAUCAAGAUAAAACUUCUACUUGCUUAUUUUGAAUAUUCUCAUUACCUAUUUGCUGAAUAAUGUAUGGAUAUUAUAGGGAGAAAGUGCAAGUUAACCAUAAUACAAUGUAAUAAUAUACAUGAAAAAAUUAUGCACAUCUGAUUGGCUGAAAAUGAGUUGCAUUUUUCAUGUAACACAAGUGCAAAGUUGUAACACAAGUUCAAAGUUGCAACUCAAGUGCAAAUUACAAGUUGUGCACUCUGGAAAAUUUUAUCCAUUUUGAUUUUCUACAAUGUGUUUUUCAUGUCAAUUAACAAGUAACAACAUAAUUUCAAGUGUAAUUUGGUGUAAAUAAGCACUUAUAAAUUUUACAGACUUUGUACUCACUCAAAUGGCUUCUUGCUAUUUUGUCAUCUUUGAAAAAUUUACUCAUGCUUUAUACCACCAAAUUGUAUGCAAAAUCAUUUUGUUACCUUAUAUACUUAAAGGACUAAGAGGGGUUGAGCUUUCGCCUCAGUAAUAGUAACCAAGCUGAUUUAAGCAAGCAUAUAGAAUCAUAGCGUUUUUUUUUUUUUUUCUUUUGCAGAGAGUGAUCUUCACUUCCCAGCUUUUGGAAAGAACUCUUUCCUGGAACACAAGAGUAUAUCAUUUAAUAAUGAAAUCAACAGGAUUGACAUAACAUUCAAGACGAAUGCAUCUGAAGGUCUGCUGCUCUUCGCUGCCGAUUCCAAAAAGCGGGGUGAUUUUAUCCAGCUUCAUGUCACUAGUGGUAAACUUGAGUUCAGAUUUGAUCCUGGUGACAGUUUAGUGUACAUUCAAAGCAACCAAAGAGUGGACACUGGUGAAAUAGUAACAGUCACAGUCACGUAAGUUUUUGUUUCAUGCAGGUAUAUUAUGCAUUCAAGCAAAAAAGGUGAACUCUGCACUAAAGACUUACUCACAUAGCUGCCAGAUUUUAGCCCUGUUUCUGUGGUGAUAAUGACCAGGGUUGGGUUGUUCAAAGCUGGGUUAAGAUAACUCAGGGUUACUGUGAAAUCUGAUUUCAGAUCUGAUAGCUUUAAAAGAAAAUUCAGUCAAAUUCUUUUUGUCUAGAAUAUGAUUAUUUGAUGCUUUAAAAAUAAGACAGGAAAUUAUCCCAAAAAGGCUUUUGAAUAAAGGAAUAAAGAAACCCAGAUUAAAAUUUAACCUUGGAUUACGGCUGAAUGGCCUUCGAACAACUGGGCCCAGGGCUAUUGCUUCUUCUUACCCCUGGAUAUUUGCUAGUUCAUUGCAGGUUACAACACCCAACACCCUUCCACCCCCUUCCCCCCCCCCCCCCCCCAUUCUUCCUGCCAAAAAGAUUUCGUCAGGAUUUCAUUUCCCUAACUAAGUGAGUUAACUGCAGCCAUGUGUACUCCUGGGUGGAGAGAGGCACUGUGGGAAAAAAAGGGUUCCUCAAGAAUACAAAAUGAUGACCAGACCUGGGCAUGACACUCAAAUGUAUUCUGUGGAAUUCUUUCACUCCAAAAAUAAAAUACAAUUUCUUUGAAUUGUGCUCCAUACAUUUCUUACAAUUUUAGUUUGGAGAAUUUUGUAUUUGGUCCAUAAAAACACAAAGAAAUUAACUGGUCAAUAUUUGGUCAUCUUGAUCUCACACUUGGUCUUUAACUAAUGAGUCUUUGUUGGUUUCAGAGCAGUAAGUGACAGAAUGAAGGGUAGAACUGUCUUUUUUUUGUGAUAUUUCAGGUAUGACAGUUCGUCCUCACCACCUUUUGGCACUCUACAAGUUAACAAUGGUGCGCAACUUAUAGGUGUUGUCAAGGGAAGACUCCGGGGAAUACAGUUGUACGAUAACUGGUAUGUAGGAGGUGUCCCACAAGGCUUUGACAUGCGUAGUCAGACAAGAGGUAAUUCUGCCCCAUCAACAUCCUUUGUUGGGUCAAUAAGGGAUGUGCAAGUGAACGGAGAGACAAUAAAUUUAUCAGGUAAGUUAUAUUCUUUGAUAUCUUAGUCAAUGGUUGUGUUAUUUGGUACAAAGGAACUUCUCUGUGAACACCAUAAGGAUAGGAAAAGUUUCUCUGUCAUAAUAUUAUCUUGUUGCUAAAGACAAUAGGAUCAUAUUUUGAUACUCUGACAUGUUUGGGUAUGUAAAUGUGGAGAAUAUUUCCCUUUUUACUUUUCACUGCGUUUCUUGAUGACAACCCCGUAUGCACAUUUCUAAUGCAGCCCAUUUCGAACAGGAUAUCAACCGAAGAUGUACAUAUGAAACGAUUCUGGAAUUUAAGUUAACAUUUUGGGUCAGUUAUUGAAACAAGGCUUACACUUAGUUUAACAAAACUGCGUCCUAAAUAAUCCUCAGUUUAGCUGGACCUUUUAUCUGAACAUUUAUUUUUGUGAACAGUGUCAAGAGAGCCAGAAGCUAGCUGUGGAAGGGAAUUUAUUUAAUUUAAUCAACCCUCUGAUUAGGGCUGGUAAGGUAACACGUCACGUGACCUGACCAAGACUCUGGCGGAGUCGAAAGUUCAUAAUUUUACUGUUUAUGGUGUUGUCAUAAAUUAUAAAGUUCACGUACAUUAAGUUUCUCUAUUAAUUACUGGGCAAACACUAUUUUUAGAUGCUGAAAAUUGGUUCAACAUCAAUGAGGGUGAUAUGCCAGCCUGCCAGAGAAUGCCGUGCCAAAAUAACGGAAAAUGCACAGAAGUUGACGGCAAUGUACUCGAUUACGAAUGUAAUUGCACAGCGGACUAUGAGGGGAGAAAUUGUGGAGUACACAAGGCCUGCAAAUCAGAGAAUUGCAAUGGAGGGGAGUGUAUACCCAAAGAAUCAAAUCCCAACGAUUUCAUUUGUCUGUGUCCUCUGGGUCGAGUGGGUGUGCAGUGUCAAACAGGUAAGGGGGUACCGCUUCCUCAUCGUAGCAGCUAUGGAUUAAUGAUUGUGCAGUGGAUAUUCUCAGAAUUUUGUCAAAAACGAAUGAUUUGAAUUCAUGUAUGCAUGUACAGUGUAACCGUGAGAAAAAUAUUAAUAUGACAAUGAGUUUAGCGGUGGUAAGCAUCUUUCCGCGAAAUCGGGAGGCCGAAGUUCGUUUCUGUGUGGAUAAUUCCGUUUUUUUUCAUUAAUUUUUUGCAUUACUUUCGUUAAAAUUAUACAACAUCCCUCUUAUUCAACUACGUAACUUACGAUUUGCCUUUUUUAUGGCUCUAUUCACGUUUGUGUUUUUCAAAGUACAUUUUUCUGAUUUUUUUUUUAUCUUUUAUUCUCAGUUAUUGACAUAACAGUUCCAUUGUUCACCAUUGUACAAGGCUUCCCAUCAUAUUUAGAGUACCCAGUACCAAAGGAUGCAGUGAACAGCUUUCACGUGACCUUCCUCUUCAAACUCGACAAUUCGUCAAAAUCUUGGAACGAUAGCCUUUUAGUUUACAGCGCUCAGAAUUCCUUUGUAGGGAGCGGGGAUGACUUUUUUGCAAUUGGAUUGAAAGACAACAAGGUCUUACUGCAAUAUAACGUUGGUAGUGGCAGUGCAAAGAUCUACAGCGAACCAGUGGACAUGCGCAGAGAGUGGCAUGUAGUAGUCGCAGGGCGAGAUGGGCGUCAAGGCUGGCUGUAUGUUGACACCCAACCUCGUAAAGAAGGCGAGUCUCCCGCGCCACUUGUGGGACUCAACUUGUUUGAGCCACUUUACAUCGGCGGUAUUCCCAACACACGUCAGCUUCCUAGUACGCUGGAAUUUAAAACUGGAGGAUUUCAUGGUUCUAUAUAUGACGUAGGCAUUAGAUUCGCUAAAGGAACUUCAUUCAUCAAACUCUCAACUUCGACAGGCAUGGCCGACGCAGCUAAUGACUGGGCGGUUGUCAAGGGAAGAAAUGUCGGUAAUGAAAGCUACAACGAAUGUAACACCCUCAACCCGCCAUGCUUCAAUGGAGGAAACUGCACCCAGGAAGGGGCCACAUUUAUCUGUUCCUGUCCAGCGGAAUGGACCGGUUUGUACUGUGGUAAUCAACGCCUGCCAUGUUAUGGUUACAGUCCGUGCGUCAGUGGUUCAUGUCGUCCUGAUGGACUGAACACCAUUUGCGAUUGUCCUUUGGGGAAGACUGGACAAUUUUGCAGUCAAGGUUUGUGAAAUUUUUUUUGUUAAAUUUCGUUAAAUAUUUUGAUUGAUUUAUUAUUUUUUGGCAAAUGGAAGGUGUUUUAGGGAGACGAAUUUUCAGAUAGCCUUAGUCGUGUAUGUGGUUUUGGGGUUUAAAUCUUUUUAAGGCUGGGAAUCCUCUGGCAAUUACCGAGCUGUCCGCGGGCAUUUGAGAUGCUUAGGCCUCAAAGAACUCUGAAUCUCAGGGUGCGGUACUUUUUGGGGAAUUCUAUCACACAUUUAACAUUAAUCUUUCGGAAGGUUCAAUCUACUAAUUUUGCUAACAAUAGCCUCCCCCCGCCCCAGCGCUUACUGCGGUUUAAAUGCUUCCUAACUUCAUGUUUCCUUAAUCAGCACGAUUUAUGAUACGCUUUUUCUUGUUUUCUUACUGCAGACAUCAUAAUCCAAACGCCGCGGUUCCAGAAUUUUUCAUACAUGAUGUUUGCCAAGACAAACAUAAGAUCUACCACACAGAUCACGAUCAGAUUUAAACCGGAAACGCUGGAUGGCAUUCUGUUUUAUGUGUCCCAUGAAGAGCAGAGCACGACUGGAGACUUUUUGUCCAUCAUUCUACACAAUGGGUAAGGUUUUACUUGACCCGCCUUGUUGGCGAUCGGCAGGAACGCGAGUUACACGCGCGCAAGAAAGUUGACUUUCGCGCGUGUGCGUGUUAGUCAUUAGCGCAUGUCUAAUCCGCUCUUAUGAUCUGCUUUUGACAACCAGCGGUAUUUUUGGUUUAGUCUCGUGAUCUCACCUUCAUCCCUCUUUCUGCUAUGUUAGCCUAAUAGGCAGUUAGUAGAGUGUAGGGUUUUGAUCGCACAAACGAGUUAAAAAAAAAAAGAAACUUUUAUUUAAUAAUAAGUACGUUUUUCGCUCAGACUUAAAUUAUGUUAGUAGCAUUUGUUGGGUGAACGACUGUUUUGAAUGACUCUCACUUGUGUUUGUUACAUUACUGAAACUUCUAAUUGAGAUUUCACUCUGUUAUCAUUUCUGAUUCUUUCAAUUUGUUAUUCUUCCAUAAUUUUUUUAGUUUUGUCAAGUUGAGAUAUGACCUUGGCAAGGGCGUCGGCGAGGCAAUGAGUAACGUUACAGUCAGUCUGAACACGUGGUACACGGUCAAGGCCAUACGAAAUGCACAAAAUGGAAGUUUGGCUAUCAAUGAUGGUAACCCUGUGUACGUUACUUCGCCUGGGUCGGCUGUUGCUCUCGACGUUCGGUCCAAUUUCUACUUGGGAGGGGUUCGCAAGUUGUCCAAUGUCAAUCCUAGAGCUGUGGACAACGCGGCGUCCUUUGUACAAGAUUUUUCUGGCUGUAUUGAUUAUUUUGAGGUAGGUUGACUUUUUGAUCGAUGAAAGUGUCAUUUCUUUCUCCUCCUCCCCCCCUUCCUUCCUUCCACGGCCUCUUCCCCGGCGGGUAGCACGCUGGAUUCAAAGUUGAUAGUCAAGAUGAGCUACUUGGCUACACUGCUUACCUUACCUUACUGGGUAAUAGCAAAUCUAUGAAGCUUAUGCUCCAAUUACUUAUUCAUAAUAUUUUUUGCAUGCCCCAACAUCCACCAUCAAAAUUUCUCGUUAUGUUUAAAUCCAUGGUUGUGACGUAGAAAGAAUCAGAGUAGCUUAAAGGUGCUUGGUGUGCACUUUCCGUACGUGUACGUUGUAUUUGUCUUCGUCGCGAGUUUUUUACCCGGAUAUGAUUUAGAUUUUUUAACUUUUUCUUUUAGGUGAAUGGAAUCCUAUAUUUUCAGCCGAAUACUGCUCCAGUAGAAGGAAGAAAUAUUGCUAACUGCCCCGAACAGCAAGUUGCUUAGAUUCAAGUCCUGCUAAGGGAAUGGAAAUUGCCAUGCCGUCCCAGAGGGAGCUAAUCAAAUCUGAUUUUGUACGUCAUUUGAUGUUCAGUGAAAUAUCCGAGUUCCUGUUCCUAACCGAUAUAAACAGCUGUUAUUGUUUGAUUCAUAACUGGAUUCCGAAAAAAGAAUUGCUGUCAAUCUCCGAUGAACGUUUUUUUUUAUCUUCGCAAGUGACAGUGAAGAAGCCAAUCAAAUGAAAUCUUAUCUUCACUCGUGGAAACCAAUGUCGAUAAACGAGGCACGACGCACGAAAAUUGUCGCAUUAGCGAGAAAUGGAACUGCACGUGUGACAGACGAGCGCGUUGCGUGACACGAGAAGGCUUUCAAGAAGCUUAAUAUGAUUUACUGACAGUCUCAAGGGUUUAUGAUAUAGUUGUGACUGUAGUAAAACAAGUCAACUUUAUGGGGUCACAAUUGUUAUCUGCGCAAUGCUCUUAGUCAACGAUGGAGGUCGCUUCGUCAGUAUCAGUAUUGAAAUUAGCCGUGAAGUACAAUUUUUUCUUGAAAUGUUCUAUGACGCUAUGUUGAGUUAUGGCUGUAAAUGCUCUGAAAUUCUGUUUGAAGUUGAACGUAUAAGGAAAAGAAAUUUAAUCGUUAUAAAACUUGGCAUCAAUUAGGACCCAAAAAAAAUCCAGGCUAAACUCCAGCGAAGUAACAUUAUUUGGAAACUUCCCAACUGACUCAGUUCAGACUGGAGUCUUUAACCCUUAAGAUCUCGAUUAUCGGUUGCCUUCUAAAUUUGGGGGAAAGGCACAUGACUGCAAGAGCUGUUUAUUCCGUGCAUUACUGAGAUCAUGGUGCUGUAGGGUCUAGAGCAACACUCUGAUCGUAUAGUAUGAUUUAAACCGUGAUUAAAUGUGCUAUUUUUUCAUUGCGUAAGAAUUACCUCGAUUACGUUUUAAUAUUAAUAUAUGAAGAAUACAUUGAAUAGCUUGCUACUUUACUGCAACUGUACAUAGUUUUUAUUCAGUUGUACAUACAGAUGGUACGUAGCAAUAAAUUUUUUUCUUAGUCGACU